AUGGCGCAAGGCACGAUUGUAGAAGACCCUCCUAGCUACGACAGAAGCCGCCCGCUUCCGUCUGUCGAGCUUGCCUAUCAAUAUCAAUUACCAAACUGCCCCGGAAAGUCCUCCAUCGGUUUGAAGGUCACCUUUCCUCCGAAUGCUUCAACCCCUCCUCACCGGCACGCGGGAGCGUCAGUGUCCGUGCUGGUACUCGAAGGCACUGUGCUAAACAAAAUGAACGAAGAGCCAACCCGGACAUUCACAAAAGGAGGAAGCUUCUUCGAGGCUCCGAGAUGUCACCAUAAGGUCAGCGACAAUUACAGCACAACGGAGUCAGCUGUGAUUCUUGCGACACUGGUCGUUGACACCGAGGUUGUAGAAAGAGGAGGGAUCGCAGCUCUGACAGUCUUUGAUGAGGAGUACAGAGAUAUUCAAUUUUAG
This is a messenger RNA of Talaromyces amestolkiae, 426 nucleotides long. RefSeq lists its product as uncharacterized. Lineage: Eukaryota; Fungi; Ascomycota; Eurotiomycetes; Eurotiales; Trichocomaceae. The transcript is spliced from 2 exons. The coding region runs from base 1 to 426 and encodes 141 amino acids. The record is from RefSeq and is a predicted model, not a curated record.